Molecule: messenger RNA, 1107 nt
Organism: Fulvia fulva
Lineage: Eukaryota; Fungi; Ascomycota; Dothideomycetes; Mycosphaerellales; Mycosphaerellaceae
Exons: 1
Coding region: 1-1107 (368 amino acids)
Source: RefSeq, a predicted model, not a curated record
AUGGCGAUCCCCAGCAGGAAAGACUUCUUCGCAGAUCUCAUACAACACGACUGCCCGAUCUGCUACGCGAGAGUUGUCGGCCCAGUUCAAACAACGUGUAGCCACAUCUUCUGCGCCAAGUGUGCGACAAAAUGGUUCGAGACCUCGAAUACAUGCCCUGCCUGUCGUAAGGUCCUGUAUGAGAAGGAGAUGGCAGAGCAGGACGAGGACGAGGACGACGAGGAGAGCGACGAGGGAGAAGAUAGUGAUGAGGACCCGCAGCUUUUCGAUACCUUGUGGGAUCUGCUGGAGACUGAAGACAGAGAAGCGGAGGAGUCUUCAUCACUACCAGCUUCUAGCGGCCGGCUGAGGGAUGGUCACGAGAAUCAUCGACUCCUUGGGACCAUCAGCGAUGCUGCACAACCCAGACGCCAAGUCCCGCUGGAAGACACUUUCAGCAGACGUAUCACCGUACUCGCCCAUGCGACCGCUGCAAGCUCACUCCAAUCGCCAGCAGUGUCGUCCAGCAGACUCCAGAGUGAUCAUGCAGCCACGAACUCUUUCCAGUGGCCUCUAGCGUUCGACUACACAUCUGGAGAUGGUUCUCCGGCCGCGGCCCCGAGUACAAUCGCAAAUUCGUCCACUUCACCGCCCACGCUCGAGGCCUUGCAGGGGAGAUUACCUGAGGACGCUACACAGCCAGCGCAGUCCAGCUGCACAUUACUCUCAUACAUCUGCGAGGACAUGUUCGUCACACAAUCGUGGCAACGGCCAAGAUACGUAACACUGUCGGUGGCUAACGUACACAUCCAUGCAAGACCAGCGUUCUCCGAAGCCAGCGAGUUGAGCUUCGAGAAGUUCGUAUCACGUCUGCGCUAUCAUGGCAUAAGAGUCGGACCACUAGAGGAAGUCGUGCUCAAUGGAUAUGAGGUUUCGGACCAGGUGACGUUCGAAAGAGUCAUCGAGAGGGCGACAAAAGCUGAAAUGCAACGGCAGCGGCCAGUAGACCCGAACUCUGGCGGGCCGACCAUCGUGCUCGAGUGUAGGGCGCUUCUACAACCUGGAAUUUGGCGAGAAUGUGACCGUGAGCCUGAUGCUUGGAAGGAAUCGAGAUCUGGGACUGAUUGA